AUGGCCAGGUUUAAGAGAGCAGUAAGAAUCGCCAACUGCUCGGGCGCCGAGAGUGAUUCCGGAGUCCACAUGUAUAACCAGGCAAAGUUUGGACAGAUUGAUGUGAUCACUGGCGACUAUUUAGCUGAGGUCAAUUUGGCCAACUUUGCUGUCGAUAGAGAGGCUUUCGGCCAUCCCGGUUGGGCUCCCACGGCCCUUGAUGGUCUCGAACAAGCACUGGAGAUUGUCAACGAGAAACGCAUCAAGAUCAUCAUUAACGGAGGAGCCUUGAAUCCCAAGGGCCUCGCUGAAAAAACUCAUGGUCUUGUCAAGGAUAAGAAUUUGAACCUGAGCGUUGCCUAUGUCGAUGGCGACGAUCAAAUGCCCAAGGUUAGACAAAUUUUGGGUGACUUCAAGUCUGGAGUUCUGCCCCACCUUGAUAUUGCAAACGGCGACGUGAAGCUCGCCCGCGACACGCUGUCCUUCCUCGACGAGCCCGAAAAGAUGCCUAUCGUAUCUUCUAAUGCGUAUCUCGGCUACAGGGCUAUCAAGAGGGGUCUUGAGGAGGGGGCUGAUAUUAUCAUCUGCGGCCGAGUUGCAGAUGCAUCGCCUGUUAUCGGAGCUGCUGCUUGGUGGCAUGGGUGGAGCGAUGAGAACCUCGACGAACUCGCUGGUUCUCUCAUUGCUGGGCAUCUUAUUGAAUGCUCUACUUAUGUCACGGGCGCCAAUUUCGCCGGCGCCUACAGAUACCCCGCCGAUGCUUUUGUUGGACUUGGCCUCCCUAUCGUCGAGGUUGAAGGGGACGGGGCAUGUAUUGUUACCAAGCACCAAGAGCUGCCCGGCUUCGUCACGCCCGAUACGGUGAAGUGUCAGUUGCUGUAUGAGCUGCAAGGAGACAUCUAUCUCAACAGCGACGUCAAGGCAGACAUCUCGAGUAUCAAAGUUGAGUCCGAAUCUAGAGAUCGUGUUCGCGUCUUUGGAGUCAAGGGGCAUCCGCCCCCUCCCACGACUAAACUUGCGACGUUUUAUAAGGGUGGAUUCCAAUGUGAGAUGCUCAUGAAUGCUACUGGAUAUGCGACGAGCCACAAGUGGGACAUUCAAGAGACUCAGAUGAGGGCGAAGCUGGAUGAGUGGGGAAUAACGGAGCAGCUCGAUGAACUUGACUUUCAGCGUGUUGGCGUUCCUACGGAUAAUCCCGACAGCCAGUUGGCAUCGACAUCGUACUUGCGUGUUUUCGCGCAGGCAAAAGAUGCGGCUGUUCUAGGCAAGGUUCCUGCUGCUUGGAUGUACAAUGGAAUGGCUCAUUUUGCCGGUAUGCACUGCAGCCUGGAUAUGAGAACGGCGAGGCCCAAGCCUUUCCUUGGCUUCUACCCCUCUCUGAUCCCACAAUCGGAGCUUGAAGAGGCAAUCAACAUUUUCAAUGCAGACUCAACGAAGAGUCCCAAGCGCCUUCUCGUCGGACCUCCUACGAAGACCGAACCUCUGAAGCCCAGAAACAACUUCGAAACGAAGGACCCAGUUCCUCUCGAAAAUUUUGGGCCAACUUUCACAAGGCCUUUGGGUGACAUCGCCCUGGCCAGAUCUGGCGACAAAGGCGCCAAUGUAAACAUUGGACUCUUCGUCCAAACGGAGGAGCAAUGGGAGUGGUUCCGUUCCUUUAUGACGCGGACCAAGAUGCAAGAACUCAUGGGCAAGGACUGGCGCGAUUGGUAUUUCAUUGAGCGGGUGGAGCUGCCGAAUAUUUACGCCGUACAUUUUGUUGUCUACGGGGCUCUUGGAAAAGGGGUGAGCAGCUCCAAGCUUCUCGAUGGCUUGGGCAAGGGCUUUGGCGAGUUCAUCCGCGCAGUUCACAUUCCGAUUCCGACGAAGACUUGCGGGUGUCACAUCGGUGAUGUCGAUCUUGAGGCCGAUGGGGACGGGUUUACAGAAUGGCGUGUUUCGAGCAGCAUCUUUGAGACGCACAGUGAGGACAUUUUCCGAAUGACGUCUCACGCAUGCACCAAGUCUUCGCCGGGCGGGGGCCUGUAUCAGUGGCUACCCGAGGUAGGAGGCCGACAACUGAGAGUUUGGAACCCGGUUUCAAAAGGGGCGGAGCAAGCAGGCGAUGCUCUCGGCGGCGCUAGUCCUGGAUUUGAGAACGUGGGAGGAGGAAUCGACGGAGAGCUGCGCGGAGAGUGCCACUGCGGUGGUGUUAGUUUCGCAAUCUCGAGGCCGUCUUCGAGGAUCCUGCAGGAUGAGAAGCUUAAGAAACUUGUGUCACGUCUCGACAAGUCAAAGUGGCAGGCUAUUCUGGAUAUCUGCGACGAUUGCCGCCUGGUAACAGGAACCCAUGUCGCUGCAUGGGUGUUCAUUCCACUCUCCUGUAUAUCCCCCUCAUUGCCAGAGGAUUUAGAACUCGGAACGUUGACGGUUUUCGAAUCCACCAAGGACGUAUGGAGAGCCUUCUGCGGCGUUUGCGGCGCGACGGUAUUUUACGAGAAUAAAAUCAGGAACCGGGAAAGAAGCGAGAGGGUUAUCGACAUUGCAACUGGCAUCCUCAGGACGCCUGACGGAUCCGUCGGCAGAGGUUGGUUUACUUGGCACACGGAAAAAAUCGCGUUCCAAGAGAGUGGUGAUAAGUUCGACGCGGCCUUCUCACAGGCUCUGAGGGUGGGGUUCGGGUCAUGGGGCAAACAGGAAUAUGGCGCUCGUGGCGGUUAA
This is a messenger RNA of Scedosporium apiospermum, 2679 nucleotides long. RefSeq lists its product as uncharacterized. Lineage: Eukaryota; Fungi; Ascomycota; Sordariomycetes; Microascales; Microascaceae. Bases 1 to 2679 code for a protein of 892 amino acids. The record is from RefSeq and is a predicted model, not a curated record. The transcript is spliced from 5 exons.